This is a messenger RNA of Balaenoptera ricei (Rice's whale), 3446 nucleotides long. RefSeq names its product alanyl-tRNA synthetase 1 (gene AARS1). Lineage: Eukaryota; Metazoa; Chordata; Mammalia; Artiodactyla; Balaenopteridae. Gene Ontology annotation, cellular component: mitochondrion; cytoplasm. Bases 199 to 3105 code for a protein of 968 amino acids. The transcript is spliced from 21 exons. Gene Ontology annotation, biological process: tRNA modification; alanyl-tRNA aminoacylation. Gene Ontology annotation, molecular function: ATP binding; aminoacyl-tRNA deacylase activity; alanine-tRNA ligase activity. The record is from RefSeq and is a predicted model, not a curated record.
AACGGGGGCAUGGGCUGGAGCCGGGGUUGAGGCAGCCGCUUGGCGACACGGCAGCUGGAGAGUGGCCUUUUGUCAGACCCUUGGAGCGCUGGGGGUGGAGUGGCCUCGGGUGGCCUUGCUGAGGACCGAGACCUUGAAAGGAUCACUGUUGUCGCUGACCAUCCGCCCAAAGCUGAGUUCCGUAGGGUUAUUUUCGAGAUGGACUCAACCCUAACAGCAAGUGAAAUCCGGCAGCGUUUUAUAGAUUUCUUCAAGAGAAAUGAACACACCUAUGUUCACUCAUCUGCCACCAUCCCUUUGGAUGAUCCCACUUUGCUCUUUGCCAACGCAGGCAUGAACCAGUUCAAACCCAUCUUUCUGAAUACUGUUGACCCAUCUCACCCUAUGGCAAAGCUGAGCAGAGCUGCCAAUACCCAGAAAUGCAUCCGGGCUGGGGGCAAACACAAUGACCUGGACGAUGUGGGCAAGGAUGUCUAUCAUCACACCUUCUUUGAGAUGUUGGGCUCCUGGUCUUUUGGAGAUUACUUCAAGGAAUUGGCAUGUAAGAUGGCUCUAGAACUUCUCACCCAAGAGUUUGGCAUUCCAGUUGAAAGACUCUACGUUACUUACUUUGGGGGGGAUGAAGCAGCCGGCUUAGAACCAGACCUGGAGUGCAAACAGAUCUGGCAAAACUUGGGGUUGGAUGACAGCAAAAUCCUCCCGGGCAACAUGAAGGAUAACUUCUGGGAGAUGGGUGACACGGGCCCUUGUGGUCCCUGCAGUGAGAUCCACUAUGACCGGAUUGGUGGUCGGGAUGCGGCGCACCUCGUCAACCAGGAUGACCCCAAUGUGCUAGAGAUCUGGAACCUCGUGUUCAUCCAGUAUAACAGGGAAACCGAUGGCAUUCUGAAACCUCUUCCCAAGAAAAGCAUUGACACAGGGAUGGGCCUGGAGCGACUGGUGUCUGUGCUGCAGAAUAAAAUGUCCAACUAUGACACUGACCUUUUUGUCCCUUACUUUGAAGCCAUUCAGAAGGGCACGGGUGCUCGGCCAUACACUGGGAAGGUUGGUGCUGAUGAUGCUGAUGGGAUCGACAUGGCCUACCGGGUGCUGGCCGACCACGCUCGGACCAUCACCGUGGCCCUGGCUGAUGGUGGCCGACCUGACAACACAGGGCGGGGGUAUGUGUUGAGACGGAUUCUCCGCCGGGCUGUUCGAUACUCCCAUGAGAAACUCAACGCCAGGAGGGGUUUCUUUGCUACAUUAGCAGAUGUUGUCGUCCAGUCCCUGGGAGAUGCAUUUCCUGAGCUAAAGAAGGACCCAGAUAUGGUGAAGGACAUCAUAAAUGAAGAAGAGGUGCAAUUUCUCAAGACGCUCAGCAGAGGGCGUCGCAUCCUGGACAGGAAAAUUCAGAGCCUGGGAGACAGCAAAACCAUUCCCGGGGACACUGCUUGGCUCCUCUAUGACACCUAUGGGUUUCCAGUGGAUCUUACUGGACUGAUUGCUGAAGAGAAGGGCCUGGUGGUAGAUAUGGAUGGCUUUGAAGAGGAGAGGAAGCUGGCUCAGCUGAAAUCACAGGGCAAGGGAGCUGGUGGGGAAGAUCUCAUUAUGCUGGACAUUUAUGCUAUUGAAGAGCUCCGGGAAAAGGGUCUGGAGGCAACAGAUGAUUCCCCAAAGUAUAAUUACCAUUCGGACUCCGGUGGGAGCUACGUGUUUGAGAGUGCGGUGGCUACAGUGAUGGCUCUGCGCAGGGACAAGAUGUUUGUGGAGGAAGUGUCCACGGGCCAGGAGUGUGGAGUGGUGCUGGACAAGACCUGUUUCUAUGCCGAGCAAGGAGGGCAGAUCUACGACGAAGGCUACCUGGUGAAGGUCGAUGACAGCAGCGAAGACAAAACUGAGUUUACGGUGAAGAACGCUCAGGUCCGAGGAGGAUAUGUCCUGCACAUAGGAACAAUCUAUGGCAACCUGAAAGUGGGGGAUCAGGUCCGGCUGUUUAUUGAUGAGCCCCGACGGAGGCCUGUCAUGAGCAACCACACAGCCACUCACAUCCUGAACUUCGCCCUGCGUUCCGUGCUUGGGGAGGCUGACCAGAGAGGCUCCCUGGUUGCUCCUGACCGCCUUCGGUUUGACUUCACCGCCAAGGGAGCCAUGUCCACCCAACAGAUCAAGAAGGCCGAGGAGAUUGCAAACGAGAUGAUUGAAGCUGCCAAGCCCGUCUACACCCAGGAUUGUCCUCUGGCAGCAGCUAAAGCCAUCCAGGGCCUGCGGGCUGUGUUUGAUGAGACCUAUCCUGACCCUGUGCGAGUCGUCUCUAUUGGGGUCCCGGUGUCUGAGCUCUUGGAUGACCCCUCCGGUCCUGCUGGCUCGCUCACUUCUGUUGAGUUCUGUGGGGGAACGCAUCUGCAGAAUUCGAGUCACGCGGGAGCUUUUGUGAUUGUGAGUGAAGAAGCUAUUGCCAAGGGCAUCCGGAGGAUUGUUGCUGUCACAGGUGCCGAAGCCCAGAAGGCGCUCAGGAAAGCGGAGAGCUUGAAGAAAUCUCUCUCUGUCACGGAGGCCAAAGUGAAGGCCCAGACUGCGCCAAAUAAGGAUGUGCAGAGGGAGAUCGCAGACCUCGGUGAGGCUCUGGCCACCGCAGUCAUCCCUCAGUGGCAGAAGGAUGAAUUCCGGGAGAAUCUCAGAUCCCUGAAGAAAAUCAUGGAUGACCUAGACCGAGCUAACAAAGCCGAUGUCCAGAAGCGGGUGCUGGAGAAGACAAAGCAGCUCAUUGACAGCAGCCCCAACCAGCCCCUUGUCAUCCUGGAGAUGGAGAGCGGUGCCUCGGCCAAGGCCCUGAACGAAGCCUUGAAGCUCUUCAAGACGCAUUCCCCUGAGACGUCUGCCAUGCUCUUCACAGUGGAUAACGAGGCUGGCAAGAUCACAUGCUUGUGUCAAGUCCCCCAGAAUGCAGCCAACCGGGGCCUGAAAGCCAGUGAGUGGGUGCAACAGGUGUCAGGUCUGAUGGAUGGCAAAGGUGGUGGCAAAGAUGUGUCCGCUCAGGCCACAGGCAAGAACGUGGGCUGCCUGCAGGAGGCGCUGCAGCUGGCCACCUCCUUUGCCCAGCUCCACCUGGGAGAUGUGAAGAACUGAGGCGGAAGGGCGGCUUCCAUGAGGAGGCAUCUCCCCCGCACCCAGAUGGAUCCGUCCGGCCAGGAGCGCUCCAUCCCCCACAAGGGCAUUCUAAUCUUGGGACCUUUAAACAGCCCCAUCUGUCCUCCUAACCCAGCAGUAACUGGAAGUUAACCUGGGAGCCAGCCUGUGACUCAAUUCCCACGUUACGCUUCUGCCCCGAGCACAUCAGCGCCAUCUGUCUAGAACCACUACCCCAGGAUUGUGUCUGUAGAGUUCUCUGCAGACCCAAGGCUCUGGGCCUGCAGGGAGGAAUCGUUUUUGCUGCAGAGAAUAAAAGGACCAUGUGCAAUACUCGAUAA